Molecule: messenger RNA, 264 nt
Organism: Hansenula ciferrii
Lineage: Eukaryota; Fungi; Ascomycota; Saccharomycetes; Phaffomycetales; Wickerhamomycetaceae
Gene: ELF1
Product: Elf1p
Exons: 2
Coding region: 1-264 (87 amino acids)
Biological process (GO): transcription elongation by RNA polymerase II
Cellular component (GO): transcription elongation factor complex
Molecular function (GO): RNA polymerase II complex binding
Source: RefSeq, a predicted model, not a curated record
AUGGAUAUAAAGACAUUUGAACAAAGUUCAUUAUAUUGUAAAAUUUGUGGUCAAAAUUUCCAAACUACUAUAAAUUCAUUAAGUAAACCUGUUGAUGUUUAUACUGAUUGGUAUGAUGCAACUGAAGAAGUUAAUAAUGGUGCUGUAAAUAAUAGUGAUGAAGAAGGUGAAGAUUAUGAAACUAAUGAAAAAAGACAAUCUGCUGCUGAUAAUCAAUUCAUAGAUGAUGAUGAAGAAGAAGGUGAUGGUGAUUAUAGUGAAUGA